GGAGCCAGUCUAGACUGUCACUAUCAGGCAUUGUAGUAUUUACUGGUGUGAGGAUUCUGCCUUUCCGCUAGCUUCACUUAGCUUAACAGAGCAACCUGCAACCAGAACUCGCUGAGACUGUAGAAAACCCAGGGAGCUGUUCUGACUGUCACAGCCUGAAAACGACUAAGUCCCAGGGUUUUGGUGAGGACUGUGAUGUAAACCUCCUAAGACGCCUAGGUUUCAACUAAUGUAAGAAGUCCUGAGAUAGCGGGAGCCCUUUUUUGCAGCACCGGCUGCUCCAGCACCGGGUCUCCCAUCCAAGGAGAAACAGGGCAAAAGUCUCUUGAAAACUUGCCCAAUUCUGAGACCAGCUUGAUCCAGCUACUUCUUCCUGCUCUCACCCCACGCCGCCGGGACAGCGCGACUACCACCCUUCCUCUGCAUCUGGGUGGAGGGUAAGAACAGGAGCUGACCAAGACUGCCCCUCCCGACCAGGAGGUGGAGAUCCCACGGGUCCUGCGACUCAACACCCACUUCCCCCUCCCUGUGCCCCUAUAUCACCGGCACCCCCUCCUCCUUCCUUUUUCCCUCCUCCCAGGAGACAGGGGAGGAGAAAAGGGGAUCUCAAGUCGUCAUGACUGAGCUGCAGGCAAAGGAUCCGCGAACUCUCCACACAUCUGGCGCCGCGCCCUCCCCCACCCACGUCGGGUCUCCCUUGCUUGCACGCUUGGACCCGGAUCCCUUCCAGGGGAGUCGGCACUCGGACGCGUCGUCUGUAGUCUCGCCUAUACCGAUCUCCCUGGACGGGCUACUCUUCUCUCGGUCCUGCCAGGCUCAGGAGCUCCCAGACGAAAAGACACAAGAUCAGCAGUCGCUGUCCGACGUGGAGGGAGCUUUCUCUGGAGUCGAAGCCGCUCGCGCUGAAGGAGGCAGAAAUCCCAGAGCUCCGGAGAAGGACAGCAGACUCUUAGACAGUGUCUUAGACACCCUGUUGGCGCCCUCGGGGCCCGAGCAAAGCCAAACCAGCCCUCCAGCCUGCGAGGCCAUCACUUCUUGGUGUCUCUUUGGGCCAGAGCUUCCAGAAGACCCCCGCAGUGUCCCCGCUACCAAGGGGUUGUUGUCCCCGCUCAUGAGCCGGCCAGAGAGCAAGGCUGGCGACAGCUCCGGGACAGGAGCAGGGCAGAAGGUGCUGCCCAAAGGGCUGUCACCACCCCGGCAGCUGUUGCUCCCGACCUCGGGGAGUGCUCACUGGCCCGGGGCAGGGGUGAAGCCAUCUCAGCAGCCUGCUACGGUGGAGGUGGAGGAGGACGCUGGUCUCGAGACCGAGGGCUCUGCGGGUCCGCUUCUGAAGAGCAAACCUCGAGCACUGGAAGGCAUGGGUAGCGGAGGAGGAGUCACAGCCAACGCGCCCGCGGCGGCCCCAGGAGGCGUCACCAUGGUCCCCAAGGAAGAUUCCCGGUUUUCUGCUCCCAGGGUCUCCUUGGAGCAAGACGCUCCAGUUGCCCCCGGGCGCUCCCCACUGGCCACCACAGUGGUGGAUUUCAUUCACUUGCCCAUUCUGCCUCUGAACCACGCUCUCCUAGCCGCCCGCACCCGGCAGCUGCUGGAGGGGGACAGCUACGACGGCGGGGCUGCUGCGCAGGUCCCUUUUGCUCCACCUCGGGGCUCGCCCUCCGCGCCAUCCCCGCCGGUGCCCUGCGGUGACUUCCCAGACUGCACCUACCCUCCAGAAGGCGACCCUAAAGAGGACGCGUUCCCUGUUUACGGCGAUUUCCAGCCUCCCGGCUUGAAGAUCAAGGAGGAGGAGGAGGGCACGGAGGCUGCUUCCCGCUCGCCGCGCCCCUACCUGUUGGCCGGAGCCAGCGCCGCCACCUUCCCAGACUUCCCGCUGCCGCCGGCGCCGCCGCGAGCGCCAUCCUCCAGGCCCGGAGAGGCAGCGGUAGCCGGCGGCCCGAGCAGCACCGCGGUGUCGCCAGUGUCCUCGUCGGGCUCCGCACUGGAGUGCAUCCUGUACAAAGCGGAGGGCGCGCCGCCCACGCAGGGUUCGUUCGCCCCAUUGCCCUGUAAACCCCCGGCCACCAGCUCCUGCCUGCUUCCCCGGGACACCCUGCCCGCCGCCCCGGCCUCCUCCGCAGCACCCGCCAUCUACCCGCCGCUCGGCCUCAAUGGGCUCCCUCAGCUGGGUUACCAGGCCGCGGUGCUCAAGGACAGCCUGCCCCAAGUCUACCCGCCAUACCUCAACUACCUGAGGCCAGAUUCAGAAGCCAGCCAGAGCCCACAAUAUGGCUUUGAUUCUUUACCUCAGAAGAUCUGUUUAAUCUGCGGGGAUGAAGCAUCUGGCUGUCACUAUGGAGUGCUUACCUGUGGGAGCUGCAAGGUCUUCUUUAAGAGGGCGAUGGAAGGGCAGCAUAACUAUUUGUGUGCCGGAAGAAAUGAUUGCAUUGUUGAUAAAAUCCGCAGAAAAAACUGUCCCGCAUGUCGUCUGAGAAAGUGCUGUCAGGCUGGCAUGGUCCUUGGAGGUCGUAAGUUUAAGAAGUUCAAUAAAGUCCGAGUUAUGAGAGCCCUCGAUGGUGUUGCUCUCCCCCAGUCAGUGGGCCUUCCUAAUGAGAGCCAGACCCUGGGCCAGAGAAUCACAUUUUCACCCAAUCAAGAGAUUCAACUGGUUCCGCCACUCAUCAACCUGCUCAUGAGCAUUGAGCCUGAUGUGGUUUAUGCAGGGCAUGACAACACAAAGCCCGACACGUCCAGCUCUUUGCUGACCAGUCUCAACCAGCUAGGCGAGAGGCAGCUGCUGUCAGUAGUCAAAUGGUCUAAGUCUCUGCCAGGUUUCCGAAACUUACACAUCGAUGACCAGAUAACCCUGAUUCAGUACUCCUGGAUGAGUCUGAUGGUGUUUGGCCUGGGGUGGAGGUCGUACAAGCAUGUCAGUGGACAGAUGCUAUAUUUUGCACCUGACCUAAUCCUGAAUGAGCAGAGGAUGAAGGAGCUGUCAUUCUACUCGCUGUGCCUUACCAUGUGGCAAAUCCCACAGGAGUUUGUCAAGCUCCAGGUGACCCACGAGGAGUUCCUCUGUAUGAAAGUCUUACUUCUUCUUAACACAAUUCCUUUGGAAGGCCUGAGAAGUCAAAGCCAGUUUGAGGAGAUGAGGUCAAGCUAUAUUCGGGAAUUGAUCAAGGCAAUUGGCUUAAGACAGAAAGGGGUGGUCCCCAGUUCACAACGCUUCUAUCAACUUACAAAACUUCUUGACAGCUUGCAUGAUCUUGUGAAACAGCUCCACCUGUACUGCUUGAAUACGUUCAUCCAAUCCCGGGCACUGGCUGUGGAAUUUCCGGAAAUGAUGUCUGAAGUUAUUGCUGCCCAGUUGCCCAAGAUCCUGGCGGGCAUGGUGAAGCCUCUCCUCUUUCACAAAAAGUGAUGACUUUUCUUUGUUUCCUCUGCAAAAAUUGAAUUUUGUGGUGUGUCAUUUUGUCUCAGUCAGGACAGUCAGCUCUGUGUCUUUAUAAUGUCCUUCUGAAAGCCUUACGUGUAUACAUAUCACAUUGUAAACUUAGGAGAAAACCAAUGAGAUUCGGAUUUUCCUUUGUGAUGUCUAAGCAAAAUUUUUAAAGUGUUUUGUGCACCCAUAUUUUGAGAGUUUACAUGGUUAAAAAGGACUAAAGUUGAUUGUAUAAGUAAACUAUAUCUCACCCGUGUUAUUUUGAGCUUUCCAGAUGAGGAUCUUUAGCUUCCGCAUCUAACAGCUCUCCACUGGAAGGGCAGAAACCCCCUACCUGCAAUUACCACAGGCUACCAAACGGGCUAUGGCUACGUAGUACCUUUGGUCUCCUGCUUAUAUUUCCAAAGGGGAACUCUUAAAACGGCAGCCAAAAAUGUGAUGUGAAACAGAUUUUCAGAGGGUUUUUAAUGGAAAAAAAAAGCAGCAAAGGAACAAAAACAAACCAGGGAUGAAAGGAGUUGAUGUUUUUAACGCUAGACGAACUGUGUUCAAGGCUCUGUUUGGAAGCAGAUUUAUGACAGAGUUAAUGACAGCCAUACAGUUUCUGUGACAUUAUUGAGGAUGGGUUUAGGGGUAGGCUGUCUUUAAAUAAGACCUGUGAAUAGAGACAGAAAUCAUGAGGUCUGUUCUUUCAUUGGAAUCCCUGUGGUUGGCUGACCUUACAAAGUCAGUCUCCCUUGGUAGUUCCAUGUCCUUGCUUUUUAAGAAUGAUAUGACAGCAUUCUCUUGACAAACACUUUCUUUGGUCAUAUUGUCUUAUUGACACUUUAUCAAAGAAGGCUGGGGGAAGGAAAGGAGGGAGAAAGGAAAGGGGGGAUAAAUACCAUUAUUUAUUAUGUGUUUCUCUUGGGAAAUGUAGAGAGUGAAUCUCAGGAGGAAAGUAUUUUUAGUGCCUCUAAAUCUGAAAGAUGCAUUAGAAAUAGACAAGUCUCAGGUGAAAAGUUUUGAGUGCCUAUGACCCAAUUCUAAGUGAGAUGCUUCAGGAAAACCUAGAUACUUGCAUAAAAUCACACAGCCAGGUACAGUGAUGAUAAAACACACAGUUCACUUAGUCAUUGCUACUUAAAAUAUUCAUUUGAAAGACAGUUUUUUUUCCAAGAUGAGUCACUAGAGAUAUAUUAGUUAAUAAAACAAGUCACACAUAUGAACAUACACCACCAUGGUAUAAAUAGUGAGCUCUUUAGCAUAUUUGGAAUAGGGAUUAAAACGGGGACUAAUGGAGACCCUUGGCGUGUGUUCCCUUCAUGCAUGUGGAAAUCAUAAUGGCCCACCUGCACAGCAGUACCUUGGUUAGAGCAGUCAGUCAGUUUUACCCAGGCACUCCAAUGGUCAGCGUUAGAAAAUAGAUGCUCCUGCUACUGACUGACCUACAUGCCUCCUUCUGCAAUAUGUCUGAAAUGCAUCGCAUUCUUUACUGGUGCGUGGCACUUCUUAAUCUCCAUAGACACACGCAAACUUCACUUUACAGGCCAAAGCAGGAUCUGAUUCCUUGGGCUAUACCCCUAACCAUUAUUCUUUAAUUCAUCAACUUACUCUGCUGCUGUUAUGUGCCUGCUAUGCCAAUCUUUACAUAACAAAAAAGAAAAAAAGGAAGAAAGAAAACAAAUUUCUGCUAGAACUUGACUCCAGACCCAUGCACAUGUCAACCUUCAAGAGCCCCUAUCAUUCCUGUAUAGUUUUUCUGUCUUUCGUAUAGUGAUUGGAUCCCUCGUAUGUUUCCCAGAAGUUGUUUAAAUUACAAUAAUAUGUAACUGCAUCAUUUUGAUGGUCCAUAGGUCUAGGGGUUGUGCUUAGGACAGAUGGCAGUGUUUCUUGACAAAGAGUUGACUGUGACAUUUGUCCUGCUGAGGUUCUACUGGGUGAUACUGAUAAACCCUUCUUGUGUCUUUAUCAAUCAUUUUAUCUGAAAAUUUCUCUUCAUUUCUAAGCUAUAUUUUCCCUAUCCCAUGGCAACUUGCCUUUUAUUGACUACAUCAUGGGAGCACAUUUUAUAUGCAUUUAGGAAAAGAAUGGUUUGUUUCCUGUUCUGAACUGAAUGAAUGGAAUAUUAUUUCCUUCCCUAUAAAAGAUUCUAUAGGCAGUUAAAUACUCUGACAUUGUUUUGUAUUCGAAACUUUGAUGUAAAAAUUUUCCCUCGUUUUUUAUUGUAUUCAACAAAUAUUUUGGAGUGCCUAAUGUGAGCAUAAGAAAACACAUGAAUAAGCUUUAAUAGAACCUGGAGCUAAAGGAAAACUGUAUAUAACUCAAGAGGUUAUAGCUAUGAGUUGUACAAAUCUAAUGUCUGCUAACUAAAGGAUCAUCAAAUAUCUGUGGUAUAUAAAUAAAUCCUUAAAGUUUGAUAGGUGUGAGACAUUACUUAUGUACAACUUGAAUGAGAUAAGUGCUAGAAAAGAUUGUAUUUUUAAAUUAAUAAUUAUUUAAUCCAGGCAACUGUCGGCCAUUCAUUUGCUUUAAACUUUAGUGUAUUUUUGCAUGUUGGUAAAGAUUUUAAUACCAUUUUCCAAAAAUAUAGUGACAAUAAAAUACUUUUAAAAUCUCUCAAAUAGGAUACUUAGGGAAUAUUUUUUCUGUGGCAGUUGUAUUCAUUGUGAGAGAUGGUGAAUGACUGUGGUCAAGGACAAUGUCACAAGUCCUUUUCCUCAAGCGAUGGACCCUGAAACACUGGAUACGAUCAUUAUUCGAUUAUUUAUUAUUCACUAUUCAAUCAGUUUUCCUUUGAGUUAAAGGACUAAUUUGAUAGUAGUUAUCUUUGUAUACCAGCACAGUUUAACUUUCAAAAUAAUGAAAACUCUCUAAUUUCAUUCAACAAUGAGGAAAUAAAGUAUGUUGGCCCCAGGACUGGAUUUUAGUGUGGCCCUUGUUUUGCAGCUGCCUAAAAACAUUUGAUAUUCUUGAUCUUGAUCUUGAUCUCCAUACAUAGUUUAAAUGUCUGAACACCAAGUUUUAAUAUUUAAAAAUGUUUCUAAGCUUAGAAAGAAAAACAUUCUCAGAAGAGCAUGGCUUGACCAAAUGGAAGUUAUCUCAUCUCUGGAUCUUUUACUCUACAAUUUCCAACUGUGAUGACUCCAUGCGUGUGUAGUCAUUGUAACCUUUAUCUCUGUUCUGCAGGUCACGUUCUCUGGGUUGCUCUAAGGUAAAAUAAAAGCUUAGGAACACAGGAAACACUUGAAGGUUAGAUGGUUUUGCUUCCUGACAUAUUUCAUUUACAAAGUUAGAAAAUGACUUGUGUCUAAAGAGAUUCUGUGUCCAGUAUCGUUUUGUGGAACUAUUUUGAUUCUGCUGUUUAAAACAUGGCACGUUUAGUUAGGUGAUGCUUUUCCAUUGUACUUUCUCACUUGACUUUACGUCUUACUAUUGUACAUGUAUGAAAUAAAAUAUUUUUAAAUAGCCACAGUAAA
Messenger RNA from Rattus rattus (black rat), 6876 nucleotides. It is a transcript of the gene Pgr, whose product is annotated as progesterone receptor. The transcript has 8 exons. Gene Ontology annotation, molecular function: zinc ion binding; nuclear steroid receptor activity; sequence-specific DNA binding. Gene Ontology annotation, cellular component: nucleus. The record is from RefSeq and is a predicted model, not a curated record. Gene Ontology annotation, biological process: steroid hormone receptor signaling pathway; regulation of DNA-templated transcription. Lineage: Eukaryota; Metazoa; Chordata; Mammalia; Rodentia; Muridae. The coding region runs from base 617 to 3397 and encodes 926 amino acids.